ACAAAUUCUUAAAUUUUUUUUUUGUUUUUUUUUUCUUUAUUCUGCUCUAAAGUUUUUUUCUUUCUAUAAUUCAAAAUAAAAGAGGAAAAAACACUUUAUUAUUAUUAAAGUGUUUUUUUCGCUUUUGUUUUUCGCUUAUUAAUUUAUUAGAACAAUUACAACACUCUUGUCAUAAUUUUCACUAUUCAUACGGGCGUUAAUUUUCCGACAACUCCGAAAUAAUUUUCUUUAAUUUAUUUUAUUUUUCAUUAAAAAGCUUUAAAUGUUUGUUAGACCAAGUUUAGUUGGUGGUACCUUAGGGCGUUCAAAUUGGAAAUCAAUAAAAGAAUCUCCUUAUUUCGUUUUACAACAGAGAGGUAAUAACGCUCCUACUCAACAAAAUAAUAAUAAAAGAAGACAUUAUACCGAAUACAGAAUUAUAACUAAGGGUUUUCCACACUAUAGAGUUUCAGAUAAUGAUGAUUUAAAUCAGAUACAAGAUGCUUUUGAUAUAUUACAUGAUGAAGUGUUACCAGAGGUAGAAGGGAAAAAGACAUCAAAAAAAAUACUAAAACAACUAAAAUCAUGGUGUGCGAGUAAUGAAAAUUUGACAUUGCCUUCUGAUGAAGAAGGAGAUGGAUACGCCACAGAUACGUCAAUAACCCCAGAAGAAGGAAAUUCUUCAAAUGAAAUGGAGGAUCAAGAUAAUGAUAAUUAUCCAUUAGUGUCUCCUGAAGUUAAUAUAAGUAGCAAUUCUUCAUCAUCUUCAACAAAAUCCGAAAAUGCUGCUAUAAUAUCACUGACAACACCAAUAACUAAUAGUAAGGGGAAAUCAACAAUGAUUACUGUGGGAGAAGAUCAUGAUAUACCGGAACAAUUAGAUUUCACCGUAAAUAAUUCAGAUUCUUCAGAUACACAAUCAUCUGAUGGGUCAGACAACGAAGGAGGCGCAGGAGACGAGAAUAAUAUAAAUUCUAACGGUCCUGUGGUAGAUGAUUGGGUUUCUACAGGUGCCUCUAUGUUAGAUUCAUUAAUGGGCUGGUUAGAAGGUCCACCUUUGGAGAGCGCUAUCGCUUCUUCAUCAUCUUCAAGACAUGUUAAUAAUAAUGCAUCAUCUAAUAAUAAAAAUCAAACCAUCUUGGAUAUCCCAAUGCAAUUUAUUGAUUUAUUAACUUACCCAGAAAUUGACCCAAAGGCUUCUAAAAAAGCUUCCUUUGCAGUAUUGCGGGAGAUAUCGUUUGUAAAACAAAGACGAAAAGUGUUAUUUUUAAUUACAUCAUAUAUGUUUAUAAUGCGGUUAUGUUCGUUCGACUUAUUUUUGGUGUUGGUGUUCGCCAGUAAUUGUGCAAUGUUAUUCUUGAUGAAAAAUUCGGGAAAAGUUAAUGUUACCAUGGCAAAAAGGGCCGUUAGACAAAGAAUUGGAUGGGCUAAACAAUGGGCCGGUUCUUUAUUUAAGAAUAAAACUAAUAAUAUUGCGCAUAAUAUUACUGGACAAAGUAGUAGUAGGAAAAACAAUAACAUUAAUUCAAACGCUUAUAUUAAUACUGUUAAUACUGGAGCAAUAAAUAAUGUUGGUGCGGUAGGAGUUAAAAUUACUCCAACUUCACCAACACGAACUACAAAUAUGACGAAAUCGGCAUCACAGGAUGCUAUACAAAGUGGAAGUAUAAGUGAUACAACGCAUGGUGGAAACGUAUCAAACAAAAUUAUUAUACCUAAACGUGGAGUGUUUUUUCGUAAUAAAAAUAACCAAACGGGUACGACAUCGCAAACAUAUAAUAAGGAGGACAAAGUCAUCUCGUCAACUACGGAAACUUCACCUUUAACUGGAUCUUCUCUAUUACAAAAAUCGUCAUCAGAUUAUUCACUUCCAUCAACAGUUGGAGUGAAUCUUUCAGUACAAUCUUCAAAUCCUCAAUUUUCAUCACCUAUUUCAGGAGGAGGAGGAGGAAGUGUUAAUGAAUCAUCACAGUCAACCAAUACAUUUUCAAAUACAGCCAUAAUACAAAGUCCUACGACGAAAAGGAGAUUUUUUACUAAACUUCCUUCUUCUCCGUUACAAAGUGGAUUAAUUACAAAUACAUCACCAGAGAAUUUGAAUGAUUCUUCUUCCAACUAUAAACUAUCUCAAUCAGUAUCAACUUUUGCUAUAGCAAGUGUUACAAAUUCCACAGGAGGUAUUAUUGAAGCGGUAAAUGGAAAUGAAGGUAGUAAUGAAGGAUUACAGCAAAUUAAUAAUAAUGGUCCAACGUUUACCACUGAUAGCGAUUUAAUAGCUAAUGAUUCUUAUUGCGAAGGUUGAUCUGUUAUAUAUUACAUAUACAUUCAAUGCAUUUAGAUAACGAACAAAAUUCAACAUCUUGUAAAUUAACGGUCGUAGAAUAGAGUUUGUCAUUUAGUAAUGAUAAUUUAGCGGGUUUCAAAU
Messenger RNA from Rhizophagus irregularis DAOM 181602=DAOM 197198, 2404 nucleotides. Lineage: Eukaryota; Fungi; Glomeromycota; Glomeromycetes; Glomerales; Glomeraceae. The record is from RefSeq and is a predicted model, not a curated record.